CGCACUUACCUCUCGUGACUUUGCCGUCGUCCAUUGACGAUCACCUCAGAACCUGUUCUUUCUCCCUUCGUCUGCUCUUCCAUUAUUGCCUCUUGGCAACACUCGCACAACACACACUUGUGAAAUUAUUUUAUAUAAAAUUACAAUACGACGAUUCCGUGGCACAUUUCCCAUAUUUAUCGCGUUUCGUUAGAUAUAAUACAUCGUAAUCGAAGAAACGCGAAGUAUUCGUCCGCUGUCUCGUAAAUUAGCGCAACGAGCUAAUAAUUUGUAUAUGGAAUUCCCUUAUCGCGUUUCCUUUUCGAAUUGCGCGUGACAUUCAUCUCGAGAAAUCACCGCGGAAAUCAACGAUAAGAUUACGGACUGCGACAGCUAAUUAAACGCGAUCGAUUGAUGUUAACAGCUCUCGUAGGAGACGAUUGCGUCGCGGGAAACGACGCGAAGACACGCGGGACAUCCGUUACACUCGACUGUGCCGCGCCGACUGAUUAGACACAAUAAAAACAAACUUUUUUUCGAGGUGUUCACGGCGCUACGUCAUUUCUCGGCGCUCUGUUUUCGACGGAGUUCUUUAAUUGUUUACGGCGCUCGGUCACGCCGUACGCAGAUCAUUCACGCGGCGACAGUUGAACGAGUCAGUUACGCCCGCGCCGUUCCGCACGUCGUAUUACUCUUUCUUGAUAAGCGAAAUUACGGGAAGAAACCGCGGAAUCACACACAAGUGCUGGUCAGAAUGCAGAGCUUUGAGUCGAACAUCGUCGCGACAAAUGCUGGAUGCCGAUGUUUUUUUGACAAACCCAAGCGCCAUACGCAAUUUGAUAUAUAAGGGGCAUACCAUCGUUGCGCCCUUGCUGAGAUCGGACGGCAUGUACAGUAAUUUUUGGGCCGGAAUGACGGCGGAGCAUUACUACUUGCGGACGGAGCUCUACGAGCCGAUUCUAUUUCGCGAGAAAACGGGAUGCCAUGCUGUGCCCAUGAUCCAUAGUGCGGUUCUCGUAGAUCUGAGAAGACUCUACUCCGAUCGUCUCAGUUAUAAGGCCGAAAAACUGACGAGAUACGACGGUCCGGUGGACGAUAUCAUAACUUUCGCCAUAGGAGCAAAUAAAUCAGAUGUGCCAUUGUUCGUGUGUAACGACGACGUCUAUGGCUUUGUCAUGGUGCCUUUGGAGAAUGACGAGACUAUUGCAGAAGAUAUGCAACGGUUGAUUAAUACUAAGGUGGAAAUGUUGGCAUUUAGCGACUAUCUGCCGUUGUCAAACGAUUUGAGAGAAUUCGUGGUGUAUCCGGAAAAGGACACGCUGGGUCUGGACCGCAUCUAUAUGAUAAAUCUAUUAAGGAGACCGGAGAGACGUAAAAGGAUGCAGACACUUUUCAAGGAACUCGGUAUUCGAGCAGAAAUUAUUGAUGCCGUGGAUGGUAGGACUUUAAACGAGAGUUCCCUAAAGGAAUCGGGCGUGGUACCGAUGCCAGAAUAUUCAGAUCCUUAUCAUAAAAGACCGAUGACAAUGGGCGAGAUUGGCUGCUUUCUCAGCCAUUACUUUGUAUGGCAGAAGGUACUGGAACAUGGAUACAAAAGCAUAAUGGUGUUGGAAGAUGACGUUCGCUUUGAACCGUUUUUCCGGCAGAAAGUCGAUUACGUUUUAGCGGAAUUGUCUGAUCUUGGAAUCGAGUGGGAUUUGAUAUAUAUGGGAAGGAAAAGAUUGGUGAAAUCAGAGAAUUUAGUGAACGGAUCCAAGUUCCUGGUACGGGCGGGAUACAGUUACUGGACUCUCGGUUACAUUUUAUCGGAUAGCGGAGCGAAGAAACUGAUCGGUGCUAUGCCUCUCGGGAAAUUAAUCCCAGUUGAUGAAUUCCUUCCUAUUCUUUCAGAUACGCAUCCUGAAAAACAGUGGGCGGCUCAAUUUCCCACUCGGGAUUUGAUUAUAUUAUCGACGAAUCCACUUUUAGUUUAUCCGACGCAUUAUACCGGCGAGGAUGGACACAUCAGCGACACGGAAGAAUCGAAACUCGUGCAAGAUACUUCCACGCUUAUGGAUUUGGAAAAUCGCGAGGAACUAUAAUCAAAGAGAAACCGUGAGAUAGAACAAAAUAGCAUUUAUCUAGUCGAAGAAGUCAACUGCCAACAAUCUAUUAUAUAAAUUUAAUAACAAACGGAAAACGACUUUUUUAACACAAAAUAUAGAGAUAUGUAUGUAAAUCAAGGAUUUUUUCUGUUUAAUAGAAGCGACAAAAUUUCAUUCAAAUCGAAGCAACUUGAAUUAAAUCAAAUCAAAGGAUUUAAAUAUAUAUUUUUUAAGUAAAAAUAUAAUUAUUAUUAGAUUAAAUUUUAAUACAUAACAAAUAAGAAGAUAGUAUAAUUGAAUACAUAAUAUUAAUUAGUUUUAUGGUAAAAACAUAUUUAAAUUGGGUAAGUGUAAGCAGUAAUACUGACAAUAACACUUUGCCAUCAUUCUAUACAUUUACCGCCUAACAUAACAAGCGGCGUUAAAUUCUCGUGACUGGUUUAGAAUCUGUUUUGCGUACAAAUAGGUACUACUCUGGAGUCUGAAAUUAGUUCUAAGAUAUAUUUAUAGCGUACGGAGUUUUUUUUUUACUGUUUGUUAUAAAAGAACGACGGAAAAUAUUGUCUUAUGUCACGUCUGCGUAUUUGAUAAGUAUUUUUUAAAAAUACAGAAUACUUUUUUAAGGCAUCUUUGGUGAUUACAAGUGGUGAUCCAGUUUUUCUCUACAUAUUUCUUAAUCUUAUUGUUAGUAAACAAUUUUUAUUUUUCACUAUGCGAUUGUUGGCAACGCUAUAUGUCCAAAUCAAUUAGAAAGGGUUUUCAGUCUAAUUUUCUAAAGAAAAUGUAAAUGGUUCAACGAAAAAGAAGAAAAGUUGAUCCUGCAAAACGUGCAAUGAGAACGGAGUGGCCGACUUGCAUUUCUGUUUGUAAAUGCUUGGCGUGAUGAACAUGAAAGGGCUUAUUAGAGAUGAUAAGGAAGACGGUUAUUUAUGCCCAUAUAGACGUACAUACGAGCAAUAUUGCUCAUAACACUGCCAGAUUUAGAUAUGUUUUUAUAAAUUUGUUUAAUAAAUGCGUUUUUUAUAUAAA
Molecule: messenger RNA, 3092 nt
Organism: Vollenhovia emeryi
Lineage: Eukaryota; Metazoa; Arthropoda; Insecta; Hymenoptera; Formicidae
Product: glycosyltransferase 25 family member
Exons: 9
Coding region: 768-2060 (430 amino acids)
Molecular function (GO): procollagen galactosyltransferase activity
Source: RefSeq, a predicted model, not a curated record